CACCGAACUAUCUCACUCCUCUCUGUACCUCUUUUCUGCAAACAAAAUAAAAAUGUUAACUUUAAACUCCGCCAUCACUUACUCAAAACCUCACCAAAAACUCUCAUUAUUUUCGAAUCGAAAUGAUCUAAUACUCAAAAUCCACUUCACAAAAACAUCAUUUAACAAACCCUUUUCUCAAAUCUCUGAAACUUUAACUCUCAAAUCUCAAAUCCACCCAAACCCAUCAUUCGGGUUGUUUCCACUAAAAUCCAAAUCUCAUAUUCUCAAAGCAUCAGCUUCUUCUGAUGUUCCUGCUGAAGAACCAAAUCUAGAGAAAGAAACUGAACUGAUCCCAGAAAAGAAACCAUUAAACCUUAAAUUACCCCUCAUUUUUGGUUUAUGGUAUUUCCAAAAUAUAGUUUUUAAUAUAUACAACAAAAAAUGCUUGAAUCUUUUUCCAUACCCAUGGCUUUUAGCUUCAUUUCAACUAUUUGUUGGUUCAAUAUGGAUGGUUGUUUUAUGGUCAUUGAAACUUCAACCAAAACCUAAAAUCUCAAAACCAUUUUUAAUAGCACUUCUUGGACCAGCAUUGUUUCAUACUAUUGGUCAUAUCUCAGCUUGUGUUUCUUUCUCUAAAGUUGCUGUUUCAUUUACUCAUGUUAUCAAAUCAUCAGAACCAGUUUUUUCAGUAAUAUUUGCUUCAUUUCUUGGUGAUAAAUACCCAUUAGCCGUUUGGUUAUCAAUUUUACCUAUUGUUUUUGGUUGUUCUUUAGCUGCUGUUACUGAAGUUUCUUUCAACCUUGGUGGACUUUCGGGUGCUUUGAUUAGUAAUGUAGGGUUUGUUUUGAGAAAUAUUUACUCUAAAAGAAGUUUAGAUAGUUUCAAGGAAGUAAAUGGGUUGAAUUUAUAUGGUUGGAUUACCAUCAUUUCAUUUAUAUAUCUUUUUCCAGCUGCAAUUUUUGUUGAAGGGUCUCAAUGGGUUGGUGGCUACCAUAGAGCUAUUGCUGCAAUGCAAGCUUCAGGAGGAAGUCCUUUGAAUCUUUACUUUUGGGUGACCUUGUCUGGGGUGUUUUAUCAUCUUUAUAAUCAGUCCUCCUACCAAGCUCUUGAUGAAAUUAGUCCCUUGACAUUCUCUGUUGGUAAUACAAUGAAAAGGGUUGUUGUUAUUGUUUCUACAGUUAUUGUUUUCAGGAAUCCAGUUCAACCUUUGAAUGCUCUUGGUUCUGCAAUUGCUGUCUUUGGAACUUUCUUGUAUUCUCAAGCAACAUCCAAAAAAGCAAAGAAAAUUGAAGGUGAAAAGAAGAACUAAUUUGCUUGUUUCUUUACGAUUCAUUGUUUCUUUUUGGUUAGACGCAUAAGAAAGCAAUCGAAUUUUGGUGUUAGUUGUUUUCUAUUACUGUGUUGAUUAAUAACAGAAAUUGUCUUUAUUUUUUCAAUUAACACUUGUUCUUGAUAUGAAUUACUCCUUUCUUAUUAUU
Papaver somniferum (opium poppy) is the source of this 1460-nucleotide messenger RNA. RefSeq names its product xylulose 5-phosphate/phosphate translocator, chloroplastic-like. The record is from RefSeq and is a predicted model, not a curated record. Gene Ontology annotation, molecular function: phosphoglycerate transmembrane transporter activity; triose-phosphate transmembrane transporter activity; antiporter activity. Gene Ontology annotation, cellular component: Golgi apparatus. Lineage: Eukaryota; Viridiplantae; Streptophyta; Magnoliopsida; Ranunculales; Papaveraceae. The coding region runs from base 53 to 1291 and encodes 412 amino acids. The transcript has a single exon.